GUGAAUACUGUUGUGAUCGUGGUCAAAGUCUUUGUGGCGAAUGCGCUAGAUCCUGUGUUGGAAAAUCGUGUAAAGAUGAUUCGCACUGCGGAUCAGAUGAAUCUUGUUGUUCUAAUGGAACAUGCGCGUUCAACUGUAUUGGAGAAUUUUGUUUCUCCGAUGGAGACUGUGCAUCAGGUGAAUCCUGUUGUGGUUCUUUUAACAAAGUAUGCGUCACAAAUUGUAUUGGAGAAUCGUGUAACUCCGAUGGUGACUGUUCCACUGGACAAUGUUGUGAUCACGAUAAGAAAUGUAAAGCAGGAAAUUGCGACAAGGAUGUUUCUGGAUUUAAAGAAAAUAAUUUUAUAUAUGGCAUAGUUAUUCUUAUAGGGUCUUUCAUUCUGGUUAUUAUCAUAUUUAUUAUAGUAAAGGCUGGGGCGGCAGCAACCUCGAGACGCCCCAAUCAAAAAAGAGUACCACCAUCGGCCAACGCAGGAAAUACAGUUCUUGCAACUCAAAAACAGCAACAACGAUUGGAUAUCCGAAACCUUGAACCGUACCCUAAUCAACCCCCACCCCCGUACACCAGCCGACCCUCGACACCGGAUCAACCUCGAGACAGAAUCUCCCCACCAGCAUACAGCCCACCAGCAUACAGCCAACCCCCAUCGCCAAGUGACCCACCAGUUGAAAUGACCCCACAUGUUAUAUUCAGAGACGGCUCAUAG
Molecule: messenger RNA, 707 nt
Organism: Paramuricea clavata
Lineage: Eukaryota; Metazoa; Cnidaria; Anthozoa; Malacalcyonacea; Plexauridae
Source: the annotation of a GenBank genome assembly